AUGGCCGCCAGCGGAGCGCUGCCCCUCAAGUGCGCCGCGGGCGAGCAGCCGGAGGCGCGGUGCGUGGCCACGCCGCUGCGCAGCUCCUGCAAGCUGAGGGCGGAGGCGGCCGCGUUCGUGCCCGGCGCGCGGGCCGUCGUGGCCGCGCCCGCCCCGUGCCAGGAGGUGGCAUGGACCUCGUCCGGCCCCGCCGUGGUGUCCGUGCGCUCCAUGCAGCACAGGGGCUGCGCCGUGGUCCUGCUCCGCAACAGGGAGGUGCUCGAGAGGAGCGUGCGGCAGCAGGUCGCCGUGAUCGACGGCGUCUGCGUGGAGGUGCGGCGGCACUCGCGGAAGCCCAAGGACGGCGAGCAGCCACUUGGCGAGGGCGAGUCGCAGGGCGUCUUUAUCGCGUGGGGCAACCGCGUGGCGCGGAAGGUGGGCAUCAGCGACGAGGGCAUCGAGGCGUACUUCAACGGGCUGGUGGGGAAGCCUUGCCCAGACGGGCUCGACCCGAAGGCGCCUUUCGAGGAGAGCUUCCAGAGCUUCCCACUCUCUUCUGCGGGGCCGCUGCCCCUGAACGAGCGCCCCAGGCACCAGGAGGCGACGAAGGAGCAGCUCCUGGACGGUCCGCACGGAGCACCCGAGAAGGUGCGAGAGCUGUGGAGGGCCAAGGAGCGUCUGGACGCGCUGUGGGCGCGCCCGCCGCCGCCGAUGGGCCGGUCGGUGAUGCAGCGGGUGGCGCGGGAUCAGCUGUUCCCGCACUCCGGGGGCGCGGAGGGCAAGAACGGGGAGAACCGCGCCGGCGACAAGCUGGCCGAGCUGGCAGAGUCGACCGGGCUGCUGGAGGGCGUCCCCGCGGGCUCCGCCUUUCUGGACCUCUGCGGCGGGCCCGGGGCUUGGUCGCAGUUCCUCCUGGGCCAUCGCGGCAUGAGGCUCCGCGGCUACGGGCUCACGCUCAGAAGCGGCGCCGGCAGCGCCAGCGACUGGAAGUCCGAGGAGAAGGACGACUGGUACGAGGAGCUGUACUCGCGGCCAGACUGGCGAGCCAUCUGGUGCAAGGAUGGCACGGGAGACCUGCUGAAGCCAGGGAACGUCGAGCACGCGGCAGGCCAGCUCUGGAAGGAGGCUGGCGGCGUCUUCCUGUGCGUGGCAGACGGAGGGUUCAGUGACCACGCCAUCCCGGCGAACCAGCUGGAGCUGUACUUCUACCGCCUCCUGCUGGCAGAGCUCCUGAUGGCGAUUCGCUGCCUGCAGCCCGGGGGCCGCUUCGUCUGCAAGCUGUACAGCGCCUUCUCGCCCGCCACAGCCGCGCUCCUCUUCCUGACCACCCGAGUGUUUGACUCCGUGCGCGUUGUCAAGCCGAAGUCCUCCAGGGUUGCCGGCAUCGAGCGCUACCUCGUGGCCUCCGGCUUCCUCCCUGGCCCCGAGGCGCAGACAGUACGACAGGCGCUCGAGCGCUCGCACGCCGUGGCGGGCGGCAUCAUGGACAGGCCGCUGCUGACCCCCACGGUCGACCCGCAGGACCUGGCUGGGGACGAGGGCUUCCUGGCACAGCUGCGCGCCAUGGCGACGACCCUCUGCGAAAGGCAGACGCAGGCUAUCGACGCGAUCACGCAGAGGGCCGAGUACCUGGAGGACGUGGCCCUCGAGGCCCUGUCGCACUCCGAGCUUGCCGACAACGACCCCUGCUGGGUGGUGGAGGACCACCGCGGCGAGCGGCGGCGAGAUGGCCGCCGAGGUCCCUCUGAUGGCUCCCUCGUUGAGGUCGACCCGUGUCGGCCCGUUACGGCAGACAACCAGCUCGGGCAAGCCCGGCCAGGGCUCGUGUUGGACGCAGCCGCGUUCUUCUGGAGAGGGCGACGCGCCCGAGCACGCGGGCCACGCCUUCGACGCCUGCGCCUGCGGGCCUCCCGUCUGUGGCUCCGAGGCGGGCUUGUCGAGCUGCACGACAUGGGGCAUGCGCGCGUCGAGCUCGUCGAACUCGUCGCCGUCUUCCCGGCGCACGAGCCGUGCGACGCCGACCUCGUCCGUGGCCUCGUCCCAGUCUACGAGCGCGUCCCUGUCCCAGGAGCCGGAGCCCCGCAGCGCCCCGACGCCGUGCAGCCGCUCCAGCGGCCCGAGGACCCUCCUCGGCCGCGUCUGGGCGCAUCUCGCGGGGCCCGGGGCCCGCCAGGGGCGCCGGCGGCCCUGCUCUCGCGGCCGCUCGAGGGACGGGUGUCCACCGCUCUGCCCGUGAUCUUCGGGGGGGGCCCCUCCAUCACCCGCAUGUGGGGGUUCAUGAGCCUGGGGCAUCUCAUCAGCUCUGGGGAACGCGCAAGCACGGGCCUCUUGAGCAGCGUCCAGGCGGACUUCGUGGGCGUGUGCCCGCUUCCACCGGCGGCCAGCGUGCACUCCGCGGAGCCCUCGCCAAGGAGGCGGGCGGCGAAGGCGAGGAUGGUCGCGUCCGAGAGCUGCCCCCCGGCGCCGCUCGUCCCGCGCCCCGCGGAGCCGGCCUUCCGGCAGCCGCGCUGCGAGUGGGCCGACGAGGAGGGCGCCGAGUUGCCGCCCGGCUCGCUCGACGACGAGACCGCCGCGCCUGGCCUCCCUUCGUGGUCUUCGACGCCCUACACGUCCGAGGCGAGCUCGCCCUACACGUCCGAGACAGGCUUCGACUCUGAGAGCGACGACGACGGCGGCGCCGAGCGGCUCGACCUUGACCCGCGCACGCCAACGCGGGUGUACGCCGAGCUCGCGAGGAGGAGGUUCCUGGCCCUACAGGACCGCCGCAGGAGGGAGAAGGCCAGCAGGCGCUGCCCGGCCUCGCAGGAGCUGCAGCCUCGACGACCAGAUCCUCGAGGCCCAGAGGAGACGCCCCAGGAGUGCGUGCGCCUGCGGCGCCGGAGGAGCUUCACCUUCUGA
This is a messenger RNA of Prorocentrum cordatum, 2877 nucleotides long. NCBI's taxonomy places the organism in Eukaryota, Dinophyceae, Prorocentrales, Prorocentraceae. The record is from the annotation of a GenBank genome assembly.